Sinocyclocheilus grahami is the source of this 843-nucleotide messenger RNA. RefSeq names its product SKI family transcriptional corepressor 1 homolog-B-like. The transcript has a single exon. Gene Ontology annotation, biological process: negative regulation of BMP signaling pathway; negative regulation of transcription by RNA polymerase II. NCBI's taxonomy places the organism in Eukaryota, Metazoa, Chordata, Actinopteri, Cypriniformes, Cyprinidae. The annotation marks the transcript as partial. The record is from RefSeq and is a predicted model, not a curated record. Gene Ontology annotation, molecular function: DNA-binding transcription factor activity, RNA polymerase II-specific; SMAD binding; RNA polymerase II cis-regulatory region sequence-specific DNA binding. Gene Ontology annotation, cellular component: cytoplasm; nucleus; transcription regulator complex.
AUGGAAUCCAUCCCAAAUCAGCUGCCGGCUGGAAGAGACUCCAGCUGUUCGCCGAACUCUAAACAAGACUUGCAGUCUUACUCUGGCCCAACGCUCAAGCCGAACCAAGUCAGUGAGACCUCUUUAUAUGGAAUACCGAUCGUUUCACUAGUCAUAGACGGUCAAGAGAGACUUUGCCUAGCUCAAAUAUCCAACACUCUCCUGAAGAACUACAGCUAUAACGAAAUCCACAACCGGCGCGUGGCCCUGGGCAUCACUUGUGUGCAGUGCACUCCGGUCCAGCUGGAGAUUCUCAGGCGCGCGGGGGCUAUGCCUAUUUCCUCGAGACGCUGCGGGAUGAUUACAAAGCGAGAGGCCGAGAGGCUCUGCAAGUCGUUUCUGGGCGCCCACAGCCCGCCGAAAUUGCCAGAAAAUUUCGCUUUUGACGUGUCGCACGAAUGCGCGUGGGGCAGCCGGGGCAAUUUCAUCCCGGCCAGAUACAACAGCUCGAGAGCGAAGUGCAUUAAGUGUUCGUUCUGCAACAUGUAUUUCUCUCCAAACAAGUUCAUCUUUCACUCUCAUCGCACGCCGGAGUCCAAAUACACGCAACCCGACGCAGCAAACUUCAAUUCGUGGAGAAGACACUUAAAACUAACCGAUAAAAACUCGCCGGACGACGUGUCCCAUGCCUGGGAAGACGUCAAAGCCAUGUUUAACGGUGGCAGCCGCAAGAGGACGCUGCCAAUCGGUGGGUCUGAUCGUUCGUCCUCGCUUAGUACGCAAGUACCGAGAGGUCAGACCCAGAGGGAACCGUCUGAGGUGCCCCACAAAACUCUCCGAUGUGAGGAUGACAGGGGGAACGUG